UUAACCAUGACUUUGUCUGAUAUGAAAGGAUUGCCACAUCUGGUAAAACCAGUCACGCUGGAGAUGGGAUACAGUGGCGUUUUUACACUUUUUGAACUCAUAAAUUUCUUCUACUUUCUUGUAAACAUGUGCAAACAUUACAACUUUUGGCUAAUGUGUGGCGAGUUCUUUUCUGCAUUCUUAUGUCUAACGUGGUUGUUCAACGCACUCCAGUGGUUGCGUGCUCCUCCACCAUUGACUGCUUCAAAAGGACCAUCUAAGCGCGGGAGAUCAAACCAAGAUAAUGCCAACGCAACCCCCGGAUCAAACACCCAUGAUUACGUUGAUCCAACAAGAUCGGUUCCAAAUGAUUAUAGCGCAGCUCCGAGACGGUACCCAGAUGAUUUCAACACAGCUCCAAGAUCGUACGCAGACGAGUACAACGCAACUCAGAAAUCGUACCCAAACGGUGUCAACCCAGCCCCAAGAUCGUACCCAGCUGGUCUUAAGCCGGCUCCAAGAUCGUAUCAAGCUGAUGACUACUACUAUGACUAG
Messenger RNA from Cylicostephanus goldi, 534 nucleotides. NCBI's taxonomy places the organism in Eukaryota, Metazoa, Nematoda, Chromadorea, Rhabditida, Strongylidae. The record is from the annotation of a GenBank genome assembly.